AAGAAUCUGAAAUCUUGCUGGGAUUCGGGAGUGCUGCUGUUGCACGGCCCAGGAGAUAGGACCGCGGUGACGGGGGAGAGAAGAGAGAUGUACGGCUCUGACUGACUAGCGAAGGACUGGAGAUCUGCCUCUUCUCGGGAAGCCCGAAGGUUGGUUCGUUAUGAGACUGCUGGUUUUCCUUUUCUUCUCUUUUUGUUUACGCUAAAUCCCUCAGCAUUAUUAAGGAAAACCGAAGUGUUGCCCAGGUGUAGCUGGUGGCUCUCUGGUUUUAAAGGUAGUUUUCAUCAAGAAACUGACAAAAACUCUUCCCUUCACCCGGAGGCUUUUGAGGUUUGAAACUGAGAUGAAGCUACUCUUCUCCCAAACACUACACGUUGUAUAAGGGGAGCCAGGACGAAAACGUCGUGUUUACUGACUUCGAUACGACUUCCCGACACUUGGCACCCACGAGGGAUGCUUCACGGAGCUUAACUGUUGAUAAUUUUUCUUUUUUUUUUUUUUUUAAGUGGUUUCGUAAAAUACUUUUAUGAAUUAAUUUUUUGCCACUGUUCGUACAGAAGCCAAAUGACACGUGUGUUUUGAAACACAGUUCCAAAUAUAUCCAUCCCUCAAGCCGGAUUCUAGCCAGAAAGAAACGGAGGGAAAUCAUCAGUGUCUAAACAAAUCUGAUUUUACCGUUUUAUGAACAUUAUCUGCUGUUAUAGCAAUAUUAUGUUGCUACAGAUUGCUUUAUAACGGUUCAGCAAGAAGGGUGAUCUCCCCACCUUGCAGGACCCAGGAAGCUGGAUACUUAGUGUCACUUACAUGUUUUAACAGCAUUGGAAAAUGGGAGCUGCUACUAAGUUGGCGUUCGCUGUUUUUCUUAUCUCUUGUUCUUCAGGUGCCAUACUUGGCAGAUCAGAAACACAAGAGUGUAUCUACUACAAUGCUAAUUGGGAAAAAGAUAAAACAAAUCGCAGUGGUAUUGAACCUUGUUAUGGUGAUAAAGAUAAAAGACGACACUGUUUUGCUACAUGGAAGAAUAUUUCUGGAUCAAUUGAAAUUGUGAAGCAGGGUUGCUGGCUAGAUGACAUCAAUUGUUAUGAUAGGAAUGAUUGCAUAGAGAAGAAAGACAGCCCUGAAGUGUUUUUCUGUUGUUGUGAAGGCAACAUGUGUAAUGAACGCUUUUUCUAUUUUCCAGAAAUGGAGGUCACACAACCAACUUCCAAUCCUGUUACACCUAAGCCACCUCUGUUCAAUACCUUGCUUUAUUCAUUGGUGCCUAUAAUGGGAAUUGCAGUGAUUGUGCUCUUUUCAUUUUGGAUGUAUAGACAUCACAAGCUGGCAUAUCCUCCAGUACUCGUUCCAACCCAACACGCCUUUCAUAUAAUGAUUGAGGAUCCUGGACCACCACCACCUUCACCAUUGAUGGGUUUGAAGCCAUUGCAGUUACUAGAGAUCAAAGCUAGGGGAAGAUUUGGUUGCGUAUGGAAAGCUCAACUACUAAACGAGUAUGUUGCAGUCAAAAUAUUCCCUAUUCAGGACAAACAGUCAUGGCAGAAUGAAUAUGAAAUUUACAGUUUACCUGGGAUGAAACAUGACAAUAUUUUGCAGUUCAUUGGCGCAGAGAAGCGAGGCACUAGCAUUGAUGUUGAUCUCUGGUUAAUUACAGCCUUUCAUGAGAAGGGUUCAUUAACAGACUUUCUCAAGGCUAAUGUGGUUUCUUGGAAUGAGCUCUGUCACAUAGCUCAGACUAUGGCUAGAGGCUUGGCUUAUCUUCAUGAAGAUAUACCAGGGCUAAAAGAUGGACAUAAGCCUGCCAUCUCACAUAGGGACAUCAAAAGCAAGAAUGUGCUGCUGAAAAAUAAUCUUACAGCUUGUAUUGCUGAUUUCGGUCUAGCUUUAAAGUUUGAGGCUGGAAAAUCUGCAGGGGAUACACAUGGACAGGUUGGUACACGAAGGUAUAUGGCUCCUGAGGUACUCGAAGGGGCUAUAAACUUCCAAAGGGAUGCGUUUUUGAGAAUAGAUAUGUAUGCCAUGGGAUUAGUCCUCUGGGAAUUGGCAUCACGCUGUACCGCCUCAGAUGGCCCAGUAGAUGAGUACAUGUUGCCAUUUGAGGAAGAAAUUGGCCAGCAUCCCUCCCUUGAAGACAUGCAGGAAGUUGUAGUUCAUAAAAAGAAGAGACCUGUUUUAAGAGAAUGCUGGCAAAAACAUGCUGGAAUGGCAAUGCUUUGUGAAACCAUAGAGGAAUGCUGGGAUCAUGAUGCGGAAGCCAGGUUGUCAGCAGGCUGCGUAGAAGAACGUAUCAUUCAGAUGCAAAAAUUAACUAACAUUAUAACAACAGAGGAUAUUGUGACUGUGGUCACAAUGGUGACAAAUGUUGACUUUCCUCCCAAAGAAUCCAGUCUAUGAUAGAUAGUUGCACUGGUCAUGGAACUGACCACCGGACUCUUCACUGGAGCUGCUAAAGCUAAGGGGACUGCUCACGUCAUUACUGUUUGCCGCGUGAGAAGAAUGGUAAGUCUCUCUGGAACAGCAUUAAGAGGUGUUUUUCCUUUAUUUUUUCCCUUCCUCCUCCCAAACAUGGAUCCCUGAGACUUUCUGCAUUCCCUGUGUACACCUGAAGGACACGUGACUGAGAAACGGUGACAUGCAGUUAAGGAACUUACAUGAAGAAUACAGACCUGUUCUGGCUAAUCAAGCAUUUUAAAAACUGACGCCCGAUUUCUUAAUACCUGUCAGAAGAGACUAAUUCCUUAAAUGAACUACUGUUAUUUUUUUUAAAUCAAACAUUUCAUUUCAGAUUUAAAAAAAAAAGGGUAACUUGUUUUUAUUGCAUUUGCCGUUGUUUAUAAAAAUGACUAUUGUAAUGCGACUAUGACACAGCUUGUGAAUGUUUAGUGUGCUGCUGUUCUGUGUACAUAAACAAAAGUAAUCAAGUGGGUUAUAGCAAAGAGGCUUCCAAGUAUUACUUAACCUCCCUCAACAAGGUAUACCUCAGUUCCACCUCUGCUAAAUUAUGAGAUUGACAACACUAACAAAAUUUGAAUAAAUCGAUCCGUGUUUUGUAAAUGA
Messenger RNA from Pezoporus occidentalis (night parrot), 3054 nucleotides. It is a transcript of the gene ACVR2A, whose product is annotated as activin A receptor type 2A. Gene Ontology annotation, molecular function: ATP binding; activin receptor activity; activin binding. The record is from RefSeq and is a predicted model, not a curated record. The transcript has 12 exons. Gene Ontology annotation, cellular component: activin receptor complex; plasma membrane. Lineage: Eukaryota; Metazoa; Chordata; Aves; Psittaciformes; Psittacidae. Gene Ontology annotation, biological process: cellular response to growth factor stimulus; activin receptor signaling pathway; protein phosphorylation. Bases 826 to 2391 code for a protein of 521 amino acids.